This is a messenger RNA of Aureobasidium subglaciale EXF-2481, 375 nucleotides long. RefSeq lists its product as uncharacterized. NCBI's taxonomy places the organism in Eukaryota, Fungi, Ascomycota, Dothideomycetes, Dothideales, Saccotheciaceae. The record is from RefSeq and is a predicted model, not a curated record. The transcript has a single exon. Bases 1 to 375 code for a protein of 124 amino acids.
AUGACACUCAUUCAUUUUUCAAGCAGUAUCGUCGAGCGUCUGCUCAUCCCUAUCCUACUAGACAUCUUGCUCGCCCUCUUCGUCAUCUCCCAAGCCAUCACUAUCCUUAUCUACCGCCUUCUCCUCGAAAUCUACCAUCCAAACAAUUGGAUCCCUCAUACUCUCCUCUCCUUCGCAGGAAUCCCCAUCAACGCCAUCCUCUGCAGUGUCUUCGAAGUACUCGAUCUCACCAAGCAAGCUCUCCUUCAAGGUGUUAAGCAUAUACUCUUCUCCUGUGUUAGCACUAGGAUGAGAAGACAAGCUGUCAAUUUCAGGGGCUCAGUACAGGGAUUCAACGGAGAUGAAAAUGCGUGCUCACGAGAACCAACAGCUUGA